Messenger RNA from Opisthocomus hoazin, 1193 nucleotides. The record is from RefSeq and is a predicted model, not a curated record. NCBI's taxonomy places the organism in Eukaryota, Metazoa, Chordata, Aves, Opisthocomiformes, Opisthocomidae.
UCUUCUGGACUCCUCUUCAGCCAGAGAUGAGCCUGGAGAAAGCAGAGGAGAAGAGAGCUUGAGGUUCACCUGGUGAGAAGGGACAACCCGAGACAUUGAGCCGGAUACGUCAAUUUGAUCUCAAGAUGGCUGAGGAGGAUCUCCGGGGUUCGAGCACCCCUUUUUCUCUCUCCUUUUCGGGCAGUGGCUUUCUCGUCCUAUACCAGAUCGGGGUGGUGCAGUCCCUCCUGGAGUUAGCUCCCGAGCUCCUCAAGUCUGCGUGCAAGGUCUAUGGGUCCUCAGCCGGCUCGCUCAUCGCCGCCGCCGUGGUGUGCGGCGUCAGCCUCGAUGACCUAAAGGAAUUUUUCUUUGUCAUGGCAAAGGAAGUCAGGAAAACCAUCCUGGGCCCUCUCUCUCCCAAGUGCAGCUUGCUGGCGUAUACCAAGGCUAUUUUGCAGCGGAUUCUCCCAGAGGACUCCUACCAGCUGGCGUCGGGGCGGCUGCACAUCUCGCUCACGCGUGUGAUGGAUGGCCAAAAUGUCAUAGCCUCUGAGUUCAGCUCCAAAGAGGAGCUCAUUGAGGCUCUCCUCUGCAGCUGCUUUCUUCCCAUCUAUUGUGGCUUCAUCCCUCCAUCCUACCGAGGUGUGAUCUUCAACGGCAGCAUUCAGAUCUCGAUAGAAAACCUCUGCAGGAUUAGCUACGCUCUCUUUCCGCCGAGCACCAUGGUCCUGAACGACAUUUUCUCCCAGGGGUACCAAGACACGGUGCUUUUCCUGUACAGGAACAAUGCCUUUGGCUUUAACUACUUCGACGGCAAUUUCCGCUUCGCCACCAUGUGCGGGAGGAAUGACUCCGCGCAGUGCCGCAGGAUCCUCGCCGGGCUGUGCCGAAGCGUCCCGCAGUGCCUGGCUCCCUGCUUCCCGCCAGGCUUGGCUCUGUGGAGGAAGGAGCAGGCGACUGGACUGCAGGAUCCCCUGUCAAAGAUCCUGUUGCAGCCAUACAGGCUGCCAGCUUUUGCCAGGAAAGGGUUGAAGAAGCUGUGGGGGCUCGUGGAAGGCGUCACCUCCAUGGUGAAACUGUUCCAGCAGCUCCUCCAAGCCAUGGUGCACAGCUUGCCUAAGAGAGCCAGGACCAGCAGCAGGGUAUCAGGCACGUUCAUCAAGAUCCUGAGAGGUAACCGUCCUGGACGGGCGCUGGGGUCUCCAACACCGUGA